CCGCCUGUUGAUAUCAGUAGGAUUGUCUCGACCGUCGUGCUUUGUUGCCUCUCUCAAAAUGUACGCUGCUACCGCCCUCCGCGCCAGAAUGGCCACCUCCUUCGUUGCCCGUCGUGGCUUUUCCACCACCCGCGCCCAGCUUGGCAGCCCUUACCACUACGCCGAGGGUCCUCGCUCCAACAUCCCCUUCAACCCUCUGACCAAGUACUUCUUCUGGAGAUACUGGGCUUUCAUGGUUACCGGUUUCGGUGCUCCCUUCGCCAUUGCUGGUACGUUACCGUUCAUCCUGCGGAAGCCCACGUUCGCCUAUCUAACAUAUCUAUUCCUACAGUCUGGCAGACCUACAAGACCCGCUAAACGCUCUUCCGUGUUGUAUCUCCACACGCAAUGGCUUGGUUGGGCAUUGGGAAAUGGUCGAGAACGUAUCCUACGUCGGAAGUGCUCGGAAAUUGUGUAUAAAGCUAGAGAAUUUAUUGUGCUCUGAUUCAGGAGAUUCCGGGGCUGGUUUCACCCACAUAAAACUUGUAGUUGGGGUAGAAGCGCGGUGUGGUGGUGGUUGUCUGAUGCCUUAUUAGAAUAUGAAUGAAGUCAUUGGUCGAUUUUUUGUCAGUAGGAAAAUUAAAAUCUUUGGCUCGGCAUC
Molecule: messenger RNA, 640 nt
Organism: Aspergillus sclerotioniger CBS 115572
Lineage: Eukaryota; Fungi; Ascomycota; Eurotiomycetes; Eurotiales; Aspergillaceae
Product: cytochrome c oxidase VIIc family protein
Exons: 3
Coding region: 59-484 (141 amino acids)
Biological process (GO): mitochondrial electron transport, cytochrome c to oxygen
Source: RefSeq, a predicted model, not a curated record